AUGACUCACCUCCGAGUGCAGACCGAGUCGAAGGACUCGCCAGGCGGCGGCCAAGUCCUGCAAGAGGAUGGCGAGCAGAGCUGCUGUAUCAGCUGCUUCCGGUUGAUCCCGUCAUCUUCGGAGUCGCUGCAGCCCGAGCACUGCGAGUCCGACACAGCAACAGGACCUCCUCCUCAUGAACCGGAGCUACUGUGCGCAUCCUGCAUCCAUCACUUAGUCGGCAAGGGCAGCAGCAAAUCGCCGGCGGCCCCGUCGGUCGGCGGAGUGCUGUCGCCCUUGCCCAAGCUGAGCCUCCUCGUCAAGGUGGAGGCCAAGUGCCAGGACCAGCUGCAGUUGCUACGGCGUCAGCAAGAGAUUCUGAAGCAGCAGCGCGAGAGCCUUCAGGCGACCAAACGUGCCAAGGAAGAGGCUAUCGCGGCCGAGCGAGAGCUCGCCCGACAGCGCCGGAAACACUUUUUGAUGAUCCAGGAGCGCCGCAAGCGCGAGGAAGAGCUCAAGUUCCAGCAGUUCCAAGUAGACGAGCAUACCAGUCGCUCCGAACAGGAAGGGGGCGCUGAUAAGCCCAAGAAGAAGAAGCCGAAGCCACCCAAGACGGCGGCGGAAACUGCGCUGCAGCGACGGAGGUCCGAGUCCGCUGCUGGGCUGGACACUGACGAUGCAUCUCUGCCUCAUGUCGUGGAGCCGGCGUCCAAGCACACAGAGACCCCUCACUCGCGUACCAGCAAUGAUAUUGACAAUGGAAGUGCAGCAGAGACCCACUCGGCCAGUUUGUACGAGCGCCGACGGCAGAUGAUGGCUUGCUACUCGCAGGACCUCUCGCCGCUCAUCGACGGCCGCAAACCGAGACGCUUGCCCUUCCCAAAACCCGUGGCUGCCACCAGCAUGAUGAUGAAAAGAAGACAAACGCUUGACAACAAUGCUCAGGUUACAGCGCUAGCAACCAACCACCGCAGCAAGAGCCAGCAUAAUGCACGUAAGCAAGGCAAGAACCCUGCUCCGAAGACGACAAAGCUUCGCCCUCUGGAGGAGCAGAAGCACUUCAUAAAGACCAAACCGCAUGCUAGCAACCAGUUCGAGGAAUUCCAUACUCGAGUGGACAAUGACUCGGCUAAUAGCAAACACGUAUCUGCCUCGUCAUCGUUGUCACCGCAGCCUCGCCGGCGCCUGGCAGACACAUCGGCCCCGCUUACGGCGGAAAUCAAGCCCGCGUCGUGGGCAUACGAGCUGGCGAAAGACGUUCUGCCCCAGGACGACCCGCACCAAGAAGUUGGUGCCAAGGGAUUCGCUGCACCGCUGUCCCCCCUUGCAGAAGAAAACGCGUUUACCUUGUUCCCGCUGCAGCGCCAGCUCCCGAGCCCCACGUUUCCACCUUCUCAGCACGAACCACAAGCCGAGGCAGUCACCAAGGCUCCGAGGUGGGAGUACUCGGCCGAGCGGCUCUCGAGUCUGCUGGAGAAGUACAACGUCUCCGUAUCCGCCGUCACAACUGCAACACCCAAAUGA
This is a messenger RNA of Phytophthora sojae, 1503 nucleotides long. RefSeq lists its product as hypothetical. The coding region runs from base 1 to 1503 and encodes 500 amino acids. The transcript has a single exon. NCBI's taxonomy places the organism in Eukaryota, Oomycota, Peronosporomycetes, Peronosporales, Peronosporaceae. The record is from RefSeq and is a predicted model, not a curated record.